AUGUUUUUAUUUAGAGGUUUAGCUCCCACUGCUUCUUACCUGGAAUUAUUAACUUCUACUUUCAAAGCACAUCAACAAUCCAACCUAAGUGGAAUACAAAAAACUAUUAAAGAUAACGGUGAGAAAAUUCAGUGUUUUUUGAUGCCAAAGCCUGGAAAUCAAGUUGAGACAAAGGAAUUUAAAGGCGAUUUUAAUGAUAUUAACAAAAUAUCUCGUGAUCAUGUGAAAACCUUUGUAGAAAAACUUUUAACCUCUAAGAAUUUGGUACCGAAAAAGAUCGAUAAUAAAUUCGUUACUGUCGAGGUGCUAUUUAGAUUUAUUGAUGGUUACUGGAGAUGCAUUAAUGAAACUGAAGAGUUAUGCACUGAAUUAAUUUGCAUCGCAACUGCUGAGAUUUCUCUUCAACAUCUCGUGAAUAUAAAGGGAGACGAAUACAAAAAGCGUUUAGGCAGCUGUACAGAUCCAACACAAGCUGAAAAUGAGGAAAGUAAAAUUCUGAAAGAAUUUGAAAAGGCACGGGAGAUGAAGUUGGGCACAAAAAAAAUGCGAGGAAGUUUUAAACAACAACUUACAGAGCCGCUUGAUGCACUAUUUAAUGAGUUUCAUACAAUUUUAGACUAUGAAGAUGAACUAAAAAAUGUAUAUAUCGAGCAGGUACAAGAAUGUACAACUUUAGAGCAGGUCGAGAAGAUAAAGAAUCGAAUUUUGAAAAAAUUCUUGAAAAUGGUCAAAAACUUUAACUACCUAAAGGGGGCACAAGAAAUAUCUAAGCAACGGUUAACACGACAACUUAAUGAGGUGUAUAAUGAUUUUCAUAUACUUUUCGAUUUUGUAAAUCAACUAAUAGAGGAAUACUCCAAACACGUUAAAGGAUGUAGAACUUUGAAGGAAGUCCAAGCAAAGAUGCAUAUAAUUUUGGUGACGAUUGAGGGAGAGAAUUUGAACUGUAAGAAAGAAUUACGACAUCAUUUUAAGAAACGCCUAAAAGCAGUACUUGAUAAGGUAUGUGACGAUUUUCGCAUACUUUUGAACUAUGUGAAUCAAUUAAUAGACAAAUACUUCAAUCUUGUGAAAGAAUGUAGAACUUUAGAGGACGUACAGAAAUCGAUUGAGAGCAUUUUGGUGACAUUUGAAGGAGAGAUCUUGAACUGCGAUAAGGAAUUACGAAAUCAUUUUAAGACACGCCUAAACACACCACUUGAUAACGGAUAUAAUGAUUUUCGCAUACUUUUCAACCAUGUAAAUCAACGAAAAGAGGAAUAUUCAAAACAUGUUGAAGAAUGCACAACUUUGAAGCAAGCCGGUACAGAAAAGAAGAGAAUUGUGGAGACAUUUGAAGCAGAGAACUUAAACUGCGAUAAUGAAUUACGAGAUCAUUUUAAGCAGCGCCUAAAUGUACUUCUUGAUAAGGUUUAUGAUAAUUUUUGCCUAUAUUUCAAUCAUGUAAAUCAACUAAAAAACAAAUACUCGGAAUGCGUUAAACAAUACAGAACUUUAGAGGAAGCCCAGGCAGAGAGGCAGAGAAUUUUGGUGACAUUUGAAGAAGAGAACUUGAACGACGAGAAGGAAUUAAAAGAUCAUUUUAAGAAGCGCCUAAAUGCAUCACUUGAUAAGGUGUAUAACGAUUUUUGCAUACUUUUCCACCAUGUAAAUCAACUAAUAGAGGAAUACUCCGAACGCGUUAAAGAAUUUAGAACUUUAGAAGAAGCCGAGGGAGAGUGGCAGAGAAUUUUGAAGACCGUUGAAGAGAACUUGUACUUCGAGACUGAAUUAAGAGAUCAUUUCAAGCAGCGCCUAGAUGAAGUAAGUUUUUUUCACUGUAAAUAAUUAUAUUAUUUAAUAUGGAACACUUAAGGGAAGAUAUUUAAGUACAUAAACCGGGGCUUUAUUGGCAAGCCGAUUUUAAUAGA
This is a messenger RNA of Zophobas morio, 1910 nucleotides long. Its product is annotated as cytadherence high molecular weight protein 2-like. The record is from RefSeq and is a predicted model, not a curated record. The coding region runs from base 1 to 1827 and encodes 608 amino acids. The transcript has 10 exons. Gene Ontology annotation, molecular function: GTP binding; GTPase activity. NCBI's taxonomy places the organism in Eukaryota, Metazoa, Arthropoda, Insecta, Coleoptera, Tenebrionidae.